Musa acuminata subsp. malaccensis (wild Malaysian banana) is the source of this 1650-nucleotide messenger RNA. RefSeq names its product WRKY transcription factor 72A. Lineage: Eukaryota; Viridiplantae; Streptophyta; Magnoliopsida; Zingiberales; Musaceae. Gene Ontology annotation, molecular function: DNA-binding transcription factor activity; sequence-specific DNA binding. The record is from RefSeq and is a predicted model, not a curated record. Gene Ontology annotation, biological process: regulation of DNA-templated transcription.
UGAUGAGCUAAAAGCUUACGACAUGCAUGCGCAUGCAUGUCGCGAACGUUGAAACCCCUUCUAUUUCUUCUUCAUCUUCUUCCCUCGUUUUGUUUGCCUCUGUGAUCUUUGGAGCUGUUGACAUCGUGAGACGUAUGGCCUGUUAGAGAAGCUCUCGGCUCCAGUCAACGACAGGAAGCUUCUCUUUAUAAGGAGAGAAAAGGAGUGCGAGAUAGAGGCGGAGGAGAUUGCUCGGCCAUGCUGGCGUUCAAAGGAGCUGCUGUUAAAGAGGAGGUAUGUGCCGCCGAUGAACGGAGCGUAGAAGUUGGAAAGGAGGAGCAACUCAAAAAUACUAAAACGGAAAUGGAUGAAGUGAGGGAAGAGAAUGAUAGAUUGAAGACGAUAUUAGCUCACAUUAUCAAAGAAUACCAGCAUCUCCAAAAGCAGUACUUCGAUGUAGUUCAGCAAGAGCAAUCUAAAAGGCCUCUCGAGACCACCAAUCCCAGCGACGUGGAAGAACCUGAUGAACUCGUCUCACUGAGCCUUGGAACCAGUUCAACUGGGCAAAAGAAGGAAGACGUGAUCAGCACAAAGAAAGAAAGAGAAGAAGAUGGAAAAGGUCUCACUCUCGGACUGGGCUGCAGAUUUGAAGGAACCAGAAAGAGGAGUCCCGAUGAGCACGAGUCAAACCUCUGCUCGGACAGUAGCUCCGAAGAAGCCAACGAAGAAGAGCCAGGGGAGCCACGGCCACCGACCGAGAUACUGAUGAUGAGUCUCGGAACUGGUGAUGAUGAGGUCCCGCAGCAGCUCCCGGUGAAAAAAGCUCGUGUGACUGUCAGAGCAAGAUGCGAUGCCCCAACGAUGAUUGAUGGAUGCCAGUGGCGGAAGUAUGGGCAGAAAAUUGCGAAAGGGAAUCCCUGUCCACGAGCAUACUACCGGUGCACAGUUGCAGCGGGAUGUCCAGUGAGGAAGCAGGUGCAAAGAUGUGCAGAGGACAUGUCGAUCUUGAUCACCACCUACCAGGGCACCCAUAACCAUCCUCUUCCGAUAUCAGCCACCGCCAUGGCAUCCACCGCCGCCGCAAGCAUGCACAUGUCGGGCUCAUCGGCCUCCGAACAGGGCAUGGGGGAAGCCAUUGGAUCACUGUCGUCCUCCUCCGCCGCAAUCACGAGCCUGAGUGGCCUGAACUUUGGCCUGCUGGGGAGCACUUUGAGUGCGAGACAACAAUCUUCCUAUCUCCCAAUUCCUUCACCCUCGCCAGCUUCUUCCUAUUCCACCAUCACGCUGGAUCUCACUGCACCACCGUCAUCCACAUCCCAACUCAGUCAGCUCGGCAGAUUCCCGUGGUACUCCUCCACGAGGUUCAACUUCCCGUCCUCGGAGUCCACCGUACCAGCAUCAUGGAGCAACGGGUACUUUAGCCAUGAGUCUCGUGCAUAUCACGAUAGGCCAUCUCAGGACUCGUUCUGUCAGUCGAUCCUACAGAAGGCCAUUGACACGACUGCAGCUCCUAAUCUAAACCAGCAUCCACUGGCGGACACGAUCGCGAAGGCUAUCACGUCGGAUCCCAACUUCCAGUCGGCGGUAGCAGCGGCCGUAACGUCGUACGUCGGAGACCACCGAAGCCGAAAUGGGAGAGAGGGUGUAACCCAUGGCCCUGCUGAAGAUUGA